ACUUUGAAAAUAGUGCUCUUGUUACCAAAUAAACAAGUGAAACUUCUAAAAUUUGUUUUACAAGUCUAAUACGAUGAAAUAUUUACCAAGCCUUAAAGUGUUUAUGUUAAUUCUAUAACUUGAUUUAAGCAAUUAUUUCUUUACAAUGUGACUACUGUGAUAAAAAUCGAACAAUGCACUCGGAUACGAUAGGAACGCCCAUGAAUCGAUUUAAAUCUAUUUUUAUAUUUGCUUUUGUUUUCGGCGGAAGUUUCCUUAUAUUUUUUAUCAGCAAUGGCCCUAAUAAUGCUUUAAUAAAUCAAGACAUGGAUUUUGCUUGGACAUCAAUGGAACACAGCGAAGUAGAUUCAAACACAAACUUUACUAUAAAAACUAAAGGCUGCACUAUUCCAGAACUGCAACCAUUUGAUAAAAGUAUUAGGAAAUUUGUAGAGAUGCCGAGAAAUGUAAAACUGUGCGAAAAUUAUAAUUCGUCGUUAUUAAAAAGUAAUCGGACACAUAUAUUAAUUGAUUACGGAAACCUGAUAUACUUUAACAUAAGUUCUAGUGCGAAUGUCACUUGUUGUUACAAAUCUUUUUAUCGUCCAGUAUCUGUGGCCGAUGUAUUUGCCGAUGACGUCGACGAAAGAGUUGCAUACAGUGAUUGUUUUGAAUUCGUUGAUAGCAUAGAAAUUUCAGAUGAGUUUGUAAAAGUUUCGUGUGUGUAUGAAUUCAUUAUAUUUUAUGAACAAUUCUUUGCGUUUACACCUAAAAAGUAUCCCCAAACCAAUGACGGAGGAGAUGAAAGAAAUAAUCCGAAAUUUAAUGUGAUUAUGAUGGGCAUAGAUGCUGUCUCGAGACUAAAUUUUCAUAGGACAAUGCCCAAAACUCUAGCAUAUUUGAAGAAGAAAGAAGCGAUAGAACUUUACGGUUAUAAUAAAGUUGGAGAUAAUACAUUUCCUAAUUUGAUACCAAUGCUUCUUGGUAUUAGAGAAAGUGAUUUAAAAAGAACAUGUUGGCCUGAUAGGAAAUCUACAUUUGAUAACUGCCCCUUUAUAUGGAACUCGUUUAAAGAUGUCGGGUACUACACAGCGUUUGGCGAAGACAGUGCAAGCCUAGGGACAUUCAAUUAUGAAAAAUUCGGAUUUAUUCGAAAUCCUACCGAUUAUUACUUACAUACUUUCAUUACGGAAGCUGAAAUUUAUUCUGGAAACAAUAAAGAUUAUAACUCUUACAUUUGCAUGGGCAAUAAGUAUUUUUAUGAUGUGUUACUUGAGUACAUCGAAAGCUUAACGAGAGCUCUGAGAUCUUCGAAGCUGUUCGCAUUCUUUUGGGAAGUCACAAUGAGCCAUGAUUUUUUGAACUAUCCGAUGUUGAUGGACGCGAGCUACGAGCGGUUUCUGAAGCAGCUUGACCUAUCGGGGUACUUGGAUAAUACAAUAUUAAUAAUACUCAGCGACCACGGUAUAAGGUGGGGUGAUAUACGAUUUACAAAGCAGGGCAGAUUAGAAGAACGCUUACCAUUGAUACAAGUGUUGUUGCCCCCUACCUUUGCAACUACCUAUCCUGCAGCGUUUGAAAAUAUAGAAAUAAACAGACAUCGCCUUACUACUCCGUUUGAUAUCCACGCUACUCUCAUUGACCUUACUAAUUUAGAAUCUAUAAACAACAGCAAUAUAAGGUCAAGAAGCUUAGCUCCAUACAGUGGAGAUAGAGGUAUAAGUUUGUUUCUACCUAUUCCAAGUAAUAGGACAUGUAAGAUGGCUGAAAUAGACGAUCAUUGGUGCACUUGUAACCGUGGCAAUGCCUUAUCCGUACAAAGCUCAGAAGCUACACAAGCAGCUUCAUAUUUGCUGUCACACUUAAAUGCACUCAUUGCGUCGAAUUCGCAGUGCGCCAAACUUACUCUUGUGAAUAUAGUUGAAAUAACAGAAAUGUUGGUAGGAACACCGUACGAUAAGGAGAUUGGGUGGCAAGAGUUCUUAGUUGUCAUAAGAACGGCGCCUGGGGACGGCGUGUUCGAAGGAACUGUGCGACAAGUAAAUAAUGAGUGGUCCCUGUCAGGGUCUAUUAGCCGCCUCAAUCUGUACGGCGAUCAAAGUCACUGCGAACAUAACUAUCAACUCAAACUUUAUUGUUAUUGCAAGUAAAUUGUUACAGCAAGCUUUACAAGAACUUAUAAGGUUACUUAAUCUGUGAUAUUGUGGAAAUAUGAACGAAUGUUUAGUAGAUUAAUUAGUGGAGUAGUUGCUGAAAUCAUGUAGAGUAUUUGUUAAUUGGAUUAUUAGUAGUUCCUGAAAAACGUUCCAAGCCACAAACAUCACAUUUUAAGGAAUUCGUGUUGAAAGUUUAAUAAAUAUUAGUGUAUUCCAUACAUGUGGGUUGGACUAAGUCAUGAUGUCAUUUAAAGAGUGACAGGGCUGCCCUUUUUUGUCAGUCCGUUAAAAUGAAUGUUUUUCUGGAAUUACGUCCAAUUAUAAAGCAUAAAACGAUAAAAUAGUUGUACCGUUAUUGUUAUUUACUACGAUAUUUGUCACAAUUUUUGGGUCACGCGCUGUUAUCGGCUUCUAUGCCAGUAAAACUAAUUACCGUGCCAAUUAUUUUACACAGUUUUAUCAUACCUAUUGUUACAGAAAUUUCAAACACAUAUUUAUCACAUUGUGCAUAAGAAUUAUAUAAAUAUCAUUGUUGAUGUAGUAUAUUUUAUGUAGGUUAGAGGUAAACUUUAGAAUUAGUGUAUUUUUUGUACUUUUGUAAUAGAAGUUGUGUUAAAUGUUGUUAUUUAAAUAAUAAUGAUCAAUUAAAAUAAAAAAAUAACACGGGAUUGCAACUUCAGUAUAACUGACAAGGA
Molecule: messenger RNA, 2830 nt
Organism: Leptidea sinapis
Lineage: Eukaryota; Metazoa; Arthropoda; Insecta; Lepidoptera; Pieridae
Exons: 3
Coding region: 174-2129 (651 amino acids)
Source: RefSeq, a predicted model, not a curated record